AUGCAUGCUCCGUACAAUGCAUCCCUCGCAGGACAACAAGCCGGCAUGAACACGACCAGCACUCAUGAAGCACAUUCUCCUAACCUUGUAGCCGACAUAUCAUGGGAGCAAGAUGCAACAGAAGUAACGCUCGAAAUACCACCUAUAUUGGCUUCAUCCGGCCAGGCAAAAAUGCCUCUAACGGAUAUGAUGUCUGGGCCAACGAAUCUGGACACGUUAUAUUAUGGACCGCUUCGAUUUGGAACGCCGCCGCAAGAGCUGACUGUUGAUGUCGAUACAGGCUCCGCUGAUCUUUGGGUUCCGUCUGGAUGUGCCGCCUGUUCAAACAAGCAAUUCAAUAAGCAAUCGAGUUCUACGUAUUCUGAGAGUGGAUCGACGUUCGAUGGAUCAGGAGGCGUUUCCGCCGUGUUAUCAACAGACGUUGUCACACUCCAGGGACUUUCUAUACAUAACCAAUCCUUUGGUACAGUGACUCGGGAAUCGGACGACUUCAACUCGUAUCCAAAUAGUGGUCUCCUUGGGAUGGCAUUUGGUUCUAUUGCGGCCUCCGGAAAGCCGACAUUUUUUGAGAAUUUGAUCAAUGAGAAGCAGCUGGCUGCACCUAUAUUUUCUGUUCACCUGGAAAGAGGUGAAGAAAAUGGAUCCGAGAUUUGUUUUGGAUGUGUAAAUGACGACAAGAUGAUUGGAAAAGUCCACUGGAUCCCUGUGGUGUCCAAGACAUACUGGUCUGUAGCUUUGGAACGCGUGUCGGCGACACCAACAGCCGUCAUAGACUCACCCGGCGUUGUUGCUGCUAUAGAUACAGGUACAACUCUGAUCUAUUUACCACGGAAUAUUGCAACAGAGUUAUAUGGCCUGAUUCCUGCUUCCAAGCCGGCGCCUCAAUAUGGACCAGGUAAAACUAUUACUUGA
Psilocybe cubensis is the source of this 912-nucleotide messenger RNA. RefSeq lists its product as uncharacterized. Gene Ontology annotation, biological process: proteolysis. Gene Ontology annotation, molecular function: aspartic-type endopeptidase activity. Bases 1 to 912 code for a protein of 303 amino acids. The record is from RefSeq and is a predicted model, not a curated record. The transcript is spliced from 6 exons. Lineage: Eukaryota; Fungi; Basidiomycota; Agaricomycetes; Agaricales; Agrocybaceae.